This is a messenger RNA of Impatiens glandulifera, 2053 nucleotides long. RefSeq names its product bZIP transcription factor 68-like. NCBI's taxonomy places the organism in Eukaryota, Viridiplantae, Streptophyta, Magnoliopsida, Ericales, Balsaminaceae. The coding region runs from base 433 to 1617 and encodes 394 amino acids. The transcript has 13 exons. Gene Ontology annotation, biological process: regulation of DNA-templated transcription. The record is from RefSeq and is a predicted model, not a curated record. Gene Ontology annotation, molecular function: sequence-specific DNA binding; DNA-binding transcription factor activity. Gene Ontology annotation, cellular component: nucleus.
UAGCGGAGCAGAUUGAGUUCCUCUCCUGCAUGCUGCUGAUCCUCCGCAACAGUGUUGCGCCUUGCCCUAACAACGAUCUCUUCCAAUUUUUGGAAAGAACCCUAACCUUCUGUUUCCAAAUCUAUGAUUCCCUCUUCAAAUUUCUUGUCUUUACCGGUUCAAAUCGUUGAAUCCUAUAUCCUAACCUAGGAUUCCUUGCUCGAUUGAUUGAGAACUCCGACCUUGUUCAUCAAUUUAUUAAAGGCGCCGACUUGACUCACUAGCGUGGGUUUUUUUGGAUUUGGUCUAAAAUCCCCCCCUUUCUGUUGUGCUUUUGCUUUCUGUAUGAAGAGAAACAUACAUUGGAAAUGUGACAAAACCGUUACUGCAGUUGGAAGGUUCUUGGUUGUAGUAUGAUUUAAGUAGCUUUUGAGUUACUGGUGCUAUUGAAUUAUGGGAAGUAGGGAGAUAGAUAAGCCACCAAAAGAGGGGAAGGAUGGGAAAGAGACACAAAUACCCACUUCGCAGGAACAGUCACCAGCUGCCACAGGCACAGUUACUGCGGACUGGUCUGGUUUUCAGCCAUACGCUCAUAUGCCUCCUCAUGGGUUCUUAGCAUCAAGUCCUCAAGCUCAUCCUUACAUGUGGGGAGUUCAGCCCAUUAUGCCACCUUAUGGUACACCUACACCCCCAUAUGUGGCUAUGUAUCCCCACAGUGGUAUAUAUGCACAUCCAUCUAUACCUGCGGGAUCUUAUCCUUUCAGUCCAUUUCCCAUGCCUUCAACUAAUGGAAUGGUUGAAGCUUCUGGUAACACACCUGGCACUGGCAGCAUAGAAGCAGAUGGAAAGUUACCGGAUGGGAAGGAAAAACUUCCGAUUAAAAGAUCGAAGGGAAGUUUAGGCAGUUUGAGUAUGAUUACGGGCAAAAACAAUGAGUCUGGUAAAGCAUCAGGACCAUCAGUAAAUGGAGUCUAUUCCAAAAGUGCUGAGAGUGGGAGUGAAGGUGGUUCAAGUGAAGGCAGUGAUACAAACUCACAAGAUGACUCUCCGUCAAAGUCAGGAGGUAAGCACGAAUCUUCUGAAGCUGAAGCAUCUCAAAAUGGUGGUGCAAUGCAUGGUCUUCAGAAUGGUGGAUCAAAGGUGCCUCUUACAAUGGUGAAUCAAACUAUGGGGAUUAUGCAAAUGCCGGCUUCAGGGGCUCCAGGUAGUCUUCAUGGCCCAACUACAAAUUUAAACAUUGGUAUGGAUUACUGGAGUUCUGCUAGUCCUUCGACUCUUCCUGGGAAGGCACCGGGUGCUCCGGUUGGUGCUGGACCACAACUUUGGCUGCAGGAUGAAAGAGAGCUCAAAAGGCAGAAAAGAAAACAGUCAAAUAGGGAAUCUGCCCGUCGAUCCAGGCUGCGAAAGCAGGCAGAAUGUGAUGAACUGGCCCAGCGCGCUGAUGCUUUAAAAGAAGAAAAUGCAUCACUUAGAUCUGAAUUGAAUCAUCUUAGAAGUGAAUAUGAUCAGCUUCUUGCCCAGAAUGCUUCUCUAAAGGAAAGGCUUGGAGAGGCAACAGGACAAGAUGACGUGAGACCGAGUAGAAAUGAUCAAAAUGAUGGAGGAGAUGAAGCAAAGGAGACAAGCCAAAGAGAAUAAUGGAAGGGUAAUUGCUCAUUAAGCUGACAGAUUAAUUAUAGUAAAUCUCUUAUCUAAUGCAAGAUCCAGAAAACAACUUUUAUUUUUUUUAAUUAUCGGGAUUAGCCUGUCUGAUAUUAGUGAUCGAACAAGCAAGCAGUCUAAAUCCAGCGGUUAUUUGUGGUUGAACACAUGUCUGUCUGACUGUUGGCCCGCUCUAAAAUGAUUUGUUAGAGCAGGGGCAUUUAGAGUGUCUUUAGAUUAAGAAAAGAGAGUGUAGAGAAUGGCUAUCUUCUUAAACUUGGUAGUGUUUUUUAUUAUUGUUUUACCAACAUGAUAGUUUUACACUGAGGAUUAAUAAACUUGGGUAUGGUAAGUUUGUAUAAUGUUAUCUGACCAGUUGUCAUUGAAUUGGUGACAUGACAACUAUUUCUAUGUAUUCCACUUUUCUUGUUGA